Messenger RNA from Seriola dumerili (greater amberjack), 1749 nucleotides. It is a transcript of the gene cwc25, whose product is annotated as CWC25 spliceosome associated protein homolog. Gene Ontology annotation, cellular component: U2-type spliceosomal complex. Gene Ontology annotation, biological process: mRNA splicing, via spliceosome. The transcript is spliced from 9 exons. The record is from RefSeq and is a predicted model, not a curated record. Lineage: Eukaryota; Metazoa; Chordata; Actinopteri; Carangiformes; Carangidae. Bases 125 to 1333 code for a protein of 402 amino acids.
CACACACAAUCUUCGGUAGCUCCAUUUUCUAGCUAGCCUUAAACUUUCACUGUUCCUUUCAUCGUUAGAGGACAAACUUGUCUAGUAUCAUUUCUUGUUGGACUGAAACGACGAAUUUUUCAAGAUGGGGGGCGGUGAUCUGAACCUGAAAAAGAGCUGGCAUCCCCAGACUAUGAAAAACAUUGAGCGUGUUUGGAAAGCUGAACAGAAAUAUGAGGCUGAACGCAAGAAGAUUGAGGAGCUCCAGAAAGAGCUGAAAGAGGAACGAGCCCGAGAAGAAAUGACGAGAUAUGCAGAGGACAGUGGUGCCAUCAAAAAAAAGGAUGAUCGCCUGGACUGGAUGUACCAGGGACCUGCAGGUCAGGUGUCCAGAGAUGAGUAUCUGCUGGGACGUCCCGUUGACAAGCAGAUUACCGACCAAUACGAGGAGCCAGAGAGCGGCCCAUCAGCUGAGACUGGCCUCCUGCCUGGGUCUAUCUUCAACCCCACCACCCCAGCCUCCAGCCUCGACCUGGCUGCCAAGAUCAGGGAAGACCCCCUCUUUGAAAUCAGGAAACGUGAGGAAGAAAAGAAGAGGGAAGUCUUGACUAAUCCAGUGAAGAUGAAGAGGAUCAAAGAAAUGCUGCGCCAGAAUCUUGACAAGAAAGACAAGAAAAAGAAGAGGAAGAAGGACAAAAAGGAGAAGAAAGGAGACAAAGAGAGGAGGAAGGAGAAGAAGCACAAGAGAAGGAGUUCAAGUUCAAGCUCAGACGAGGAAGCUGAGAAAAAACACAGGUCACAUUCACGAGAUGACUCCUCAGCAGACACCAAGGCUCGUUCCCAUCAUCUUCAAGGCUACGGGCUACAGCUCCCUGCUGGCAGAUAUCACCAGUCCUCAGCUCCGUCCAAUUACUCAGGGCGCCGUGAGAGGAGCCGCUCCAGAUCGCCUCACAGGCAUUACAGGGACAAUCACUCCUCCUCCUCUUCCUCACACAGAAGCGACAGGAAGGUCGAGCCCAGAGCUUCCAGCCCCCAGAGAGAGCGUUACCAGAGACAGAGGAACAACGUGUCCAAGAAGCUCUCUGCAGAAGACCUGGAGCGAAAGAGGAGGGAGAUGAUGGACGAGGCCAAGCAGAGGGAGGAGGACAGGGAGAAUAAUGUGAAGAGAUACAAGAGGCAAGACGAGCAGGAAAGGCAGCGGGAACAAAAUACCAAACAUGACCGCCAUGCUGGCUUCAUCCAUAACAUGAAGUUGGAGAGUGCUGCCAGCUCUUCCUUAGAAGACAGAGUGAAGAGGAAUAUCCACUCCAUUCAGAGGACACCAGCCUCCUUGGAUAACUUCAUGAAGAGAUGAAGACACAACACUUUUAUCACACAGUGCAUGAACUGAUUGGAUACACUUGUAAAGAGUGUGUUAUCACCUCGUUUAUCUGUCUCUAAUGUACUGAGGCAGAAGGAUGGAUGGUGUGGAAUUCAAACAGGGAAUCGUGUGGCUUUUACUUUGAAAAGCAAAUUCCACACUGGGACCAUAAUUUAUAUUUCAGACAAAUGCAAACAGUCUAUCAUGGCUGAUCAGUUCUAGUUAUAUUCUAGUAAGCCAGUACCCCUUUAAGGUUCAUAUGGUCUGAACUCUGUAUAGUAUACUAUUUUUGUUUUUACAGUAUAAUAGGACCCGCUUUUGUCUCAAAAGGUUUUUGUAAUAUAUAUCAUUGUUACUUGGUGUAAUCCUGUGCGUAGCAACUGGAAUAAAAGCAUAUUUCUAGAGCUCCA